Messenger RNA from Malassezia vespertilionis, 819 nucleotides. RefSeq lists its product as uncharacterized. Gene Ontology annotation, cellular component: cytoplasm. The transcript has 2 exons. NCBI's taxonomy places the organism in Eukaryota, Fungi, Basidiomycota, Malasseziomycetes, Malasseziales, Malasseziaceae. The record is from RefSeq and is a predicted model, not a curated record. Bases 1 to 819 code for a protein of 272 amino acids.
AUGUCUGUGCCUGCUGACCCGCCUCCGCCGUACGACGACGCGCUUAGUGUGCCACAGGUGCACAGUGCAGACAUAUCAUUGUCAGGGCACAGUGAAGACGCUUUAUCACAAACAUCGGCGUCUUUUUCUGUCCCUCCCCCACCUCCUUCUGUCCCUCCACGCCCCGCGGCGGGGGUUCCUGUCCAGAUCCCUAGCAUCUCCGAUCCGAUCCGACCCCUUCCCACCGUGACUGCGCAGUUCGGAAAACCGCUAUUGCGCGAUGAAAACUUGCUCGUAUAUCCCAAAGGCUGGAUACGAUGCGAACGGUGCGGAAAUACAGGCUUCAAAGCGAGCGAUCCCGAACGGCCGUGCAAACGCUGCUGGCGAAAGUAUGGGCGCACGUACAAGGGCGUGCUGAAGCAGGCAUUUGAAUCCAACGAACAAGCGCCGUCUAUUUUACAAGACGUGGUCUUGCAGGCGCCGAUUCGCCGCACAUCAUACAUUCCCGCGCACCCUACGCCUGUGCCGGCAGACUGGGGAACGGCCCGUCCUAUGUACCCGCAGCAACCUGCGUAUGCGCAGCUUACGCCGCAAGGGAAUGUACAAAAUUACUCGCAGUAUCCUACAAACGUUGCAGCGCGGCCGCCCGCGCGCCCGGAAGUAUUCCCUGAAGACGCGCACCAAUCUGUGCCGCCGACGUAUCACCUUGCCAGCACGACGGCAAACGAAAAGCCGCUGUCGGACCAGCAAUACCCCAAUGCACGGCCACCGGUGCAGCCCCAAGCGCCACAUCCGCCCCAGCCCAUCGAUCGGUCCGUCGGCGGAUUGGUACGGCUAUAG